This is a messenger RNA of Blastomyces gilchristii SLH14081, 1918 nucleotides long. RefSeq names its product Fe-S cluster assembly protein DRE2. Gene Ontology annotation, cellular component: cytoplasm. Gene Ontology annotation, molecular function: iron-sulfur cluster binding. NCBI's taxonomy places the organism in Eukaryota, Fungi, Ascomycota, Eurotiomycetes, Onygenales, Ajellomycetaceae. The coding region runs from base 241 to 1320 and encodes 359 amino acids. The transcript has 2 exons. The record is from RefSeq and is a predicted model, not a curated record. Gene Ontology annotation, biological process: iron-sulfur cluster assembly.
UUUUUAUUUCUUUUCUGACAAAUAAUAGAUAAAUUACUAUAUUUAAUAGUAACCUCCCCGCAACAUCAACAAAACUCAAAACCACGACAGUGAAGAAAAGCAAGAAGACAGAGAGCGAGAGAGAGAAAGAGAGAGAGAGAGAGAGAGAGAGAGAGAGAGAGAAACUCCUUGCAUUCUUCCCUCCCAUCACAUUUUCAUAGCGGCCCCCGCCGUUCAGAAAUCAGAAACAGAAAAAAAAUCAUGGCGUCCACGGGACGAGUCCUCCUCCUCUCGCCACCCUCCCUCUCCUCGCAUCCCGAAAAGCUAAACGCGAUCCUCGGAUCGCAUACACGGGACAGGACAGACCUGCAGAUGCUCGACCGGCUCGUCCACGGCCUCGUCUCCCUCCCCGCAUCCACCUACGACAUCGUCCUGCUCCUCACCGGCGCAGACAACACGCUCGCGGAACCGUACAGCCUCGUCACCCGAGACAUUAUCCAGCAGGUUGUUCACAGCCUGAAGCCCGCGGGGAAGCUGAGGAGUCAGGAUAAUAAGGCGUGGGGAUUACGGAGCAGUGGGAAUAAUAGUGAUGAUGAUAAUGAUAAUGAUGAGCUGACAUUCAGGAACGAGGCGAUAUUGGCGGGGUUAGUAUUUGAUGAUAACGGGGAGCUGCUGAAGCCUGAUGUCGCGGCGCAGCAGGCUGUUCCGCUGAAGCUGGGGAGGAGGAAGAAGGAGAAGGAGAGGCGCCAUCCGUCAGGGAAUGAUGUUACGAAUGGGAAGGUGAACGCACCGUCUUCAAAUGGUGUAAACGCAUCCACGUCCACAGCUACAGCUACAGCUACAACGACCACGACCACGACCCCAAAAACAAACCCAGCUCCCUCCGGAGUCGGAUUUAUAGAUUUCAGCGACGACUACGGCGUGCCGAUGGAAGAGGAUCCCCAGGGUUCCGAUGACGAGCUAAUCGACGAAGACGAACUGCUUGGCGAAGAUGACAUGGGAAGACCAAUCGUCCAACCCCCUGAAUGCCGCCCCAAACCCGGAAAACGCCGACGAGCCUGCAAAGACUGCUCCUGCGGCCUCUCCCAAAAGCUCGAAGCAGAAGACAAAGCCAAGCGCGCCACCGCCGACAAGGCGCUGGAGACUAUCAUGGCGCCGACGAUGAAGCUGGGCUCGAGCGAGCUGGCGGAGGUAGACUUUACCGUGCAGGGGAAAGUGGGCAGCUGCGGGAAUUGCUCGCUGGGCGAUGCAUUCCGGUGCGAUGGGUGUCCGUAUAUUGGCCUGCCGGCAUUUAAGCCGGGGGAGGAGGUGAGGUUGUUGAAUAAUGAUGUGCAGCUGUGAAUGAGAGGGGGAUAUACUCUCUUUUUUAUCUCCCCACGCCAUAUUUUGCUACAUUGAGCAAAUGUGCGUUACCUUGCCUGCCCCUCAUGGCGAGCUGAGGGGGGCGAAUGAAUGAUAUGUUUCAUAGCGGGGUGAGAAAUAUCCCCCCCCCCCGGGGGGUGGUUCAUUUGAAUAGAUCGGAAAAUAAUUCCACUCAAUAUUCUUCUCUACGGCAAAUAAUGCCUGUAUUAACAUGUUAACGUGUUAACACAUAUGUUAUACAAAUCCUCUUAUGUGCACUGCUGUAUGCUUACUCUGAACAACAUAAUGGCCAUCUAGGCUCAGUUGUGAUAUUUUUGAAUCAAUGAACUAGUACUCAUUUAUUCAUUCCCCUUUUUAGGAUGGGUAUAUAGUAAACAAUGGUGGACAACUCUAACAUGCUGCCUCAUGACUUCUUCAAAUGUCAACAUCAAUGUUCUUUAAGAACCUUUCAUAUAUAGUGUCCCUGUUACUUGAAUGCAUUCAGAUGUGAAUAAUCAUAUAUAUAAAAGAGACUUAGCAUUUAGAACCAAGCAGUUGAAUAUAUAAAAGUCUUUCAAAUUUCUCCUUUAUUAUUGCC